AUGGAGUCGUGCAAUGCUAAUUGCACUUUCAGCAAAAAACAAGGUCGGAUUUAUCACAGAACUAUUGACAAGCCAAAGGAUAACAUGCUGUCUGCUUGGAAAUGCAACAACGAUGUCAUUAUUUUAUGGAUAAUGAACUCUGUAUCUCGUGACAUUGCUGCUAGUCUCGUCUAUUCAGAUUCAGCGAGUGACAUAUGGAAUGAACUUCGAGAUCGUUUUCAACAGAGUAAUGGACCGAGAAUUUAUCAAUUACGAAAGGAAUUUGUUACUAUAGAGGCUUACUAUACAAAACUAAAAACUGUUUGGCAAGAGUUGAGCGAAUACCAUCUUUCGAACGCUUGUACUUGCGGAGGUUUGAAGCAAGUUUUGAAUCAUUUCAAUUCUGAAUAUGUCAUGAUGUUCCUAAUGGGACUCAAUGAAUCCUAUGCCGGAGUUCGGGCACAAAUCUUGUUUAUGGAUCCUAUGCCUCCUAUAAAUAAGGUAUUCUCUCUUCUAAUUCAAGAGGAAAAUCAUAGGUCUGUUCGUAACAUGAUCUUUUCUCCAGAUUCAAUCGCACUUGCUGCUAAGGAAGUAUCAAAACGGCCUCAAAAUGAUCGAUUCCGUAAAAAAGAGUUUCAACGCCCUUUCUGUACACACUGCGGGAUCAAAGGACACAUUAUUGAAUGUUGCUAUAAACUUCAUGGUUAUCCACCAAGAUAUAGACAACGCAGCCCUACUCCAACUUCGUCGAAUUCUAUAUCGACUUCUCCUGCUUUAUCUUCAGCAGAUAAACAAAUUCCAUCUUAG
This is a messenger RNA of Momordica charantia (bitter melon), 786 nucleotides long. RefSeq lists its product as uncharacterized. NCBI's taxonomy places the organism in Eukaryota, Viridiplantae, Streptophyta, Magnoliopsida, Cucurbitales, Cucurbitaceae. The record is from RefSeq and is a predicted model, not a curated record.